AUGACCCCUGGGAGUGCCCUGUUGUGCCAGACGUUCAUUCUUUUGAGGCUGUUUGGGAAAAAAUCUGGGGGUCUUGGGGAAGGAGCUGGGGUACUGAGGAGUAGGCUCCUUGGAGACCCCAGACAGCAGCUAAUUACUACCUGGGACAAAGAUGUGGAUGAGUGCAGUUCUGGGCAGCCUACAUGCCACAAGUCCACCGUCUGCAUCAACACCAUGGGCUCAUACAAGUGCCACUGUCGCCGGGGCUGGGAGCCCAAACCCGGAUUCCAGAAUAAGCAGCCCAAUGCCACCUGUGAAGAGAUGGCCUUCCCCACCUGGACCCCACCCCCUGGAAUCAAGAGCCAGGACCUCAUACAGGAGGUGGAUGAGCUGCUGCAGACCCCUGAGGACCUGGAGGCCCUGCCCCGCUCAGAGCAGCACUGUGUGGCCACUAACCUGCUUGUUGGCCUUGAGGAUGUCCUGAGAAAGCUGAGCCAGGCCCUGCCCAAUGGGACAUUGACCUUCAAUGCAUCUGCAGGCACAGACCUGUCCCUGGAGGUGCAGGAGCAAGGACACAGAAACGUCACUUUGAGUUCAAAUCAGGUGAAGAUGCUUCUGAACUGGGAUGUGGUGCAUGAAUCUGGUGACUCAGGUCCUUCUGUGGUGGGUCUCGUCUCCACUCCAGGGAUGGGCAGGUUGCUGGCUGAGGCCCCCCUGGUGUUGGAGUCUGAGAAGCAGGCAGUUCUGCAUGGGGCACACAAGGACGUGCUGCAAGGAGUCUCCUCUCUCCUGGUCUCAGAUGUCAUCACUGCUUUUAUGAGCAACAGGGACACCUGGACCCUCACCUCCCCCAUCACCUUCAUUUUCUCUCACCAUUCACUGACCCCUGGGCCAACACAAAAGGUGUUCUGUGUGUUCUGGGAUCACACUCCGGAUGGAUAUGGUCAUUGGUCCACCAGAGGCUGCAGGAUGGUGGCCACUGGAGACAUCAGCACCACCUGCCAGUGCACCCACCUCAGCAGCUUUGCCGUCCUCAUGGCCCACUACGAUGUGCUGGAGGAGGAUCCCGUGCUGGCUGUGAUCACCUACCUGGGGCUGGGCCUCUCUCUGCUGUGCCUCCUCCUGGCAGCCCUCACCUUCCUGCUGUGCAAAGCCAUCCAGAACACCAGCACCUCACUCCACCUGCAGCUCUCAAUCUGCCUCUUCCUGGCCCACCUGCUCUUCCUCAUGGCCAUCGACUGGACUGAGAUCAAGGUGCUGUGCGCCAUCACUGCGGGUGCCCUACACUAUCUCUACCUGGUGUCCUUCACCUGGAUGCUGCUGGAGGGUCUGCACCUCUUCCUCACUGCACGCAACCUGACGGUGGUCAACUACUCCAGCAUGAGCAGGGUCAUGAAGAAGCUCAUGUUCCCCGUGGGCUAUGGAGUCCCAGCUAUAAUUGUGGCCAUUUCUGCGGCAUCCAGGCCUCACCUUUAUGGAACACCCACUCGGAUGCUGACAUUUAAGGCCACAGCUCAACUUUUCAUUUUGGGCUGCACCUGGUGCCUGGGCAUCCUGCAGGUGGGUCCAGCUGCCCAUGUCAUGGCUUACCUCUUCACCAUCAUCAACAGCCUGCAGGGCUUCUUCAUCUUCUUGGUGUACUGCCUCCUCAGCCAGCAGGUCCGGGAACAAUAUAAGAAAUGGUUCAAAGGGAUCAGGAAAACAAGAGCUGAGUCUGAGAAAUACACACUGUCCAGCAAGGCCAUGUCUGAUGUCUCCAAAUCCAGCAUGGCUCUCAAGGGACUGGACGAUGCCCAUCCACAUUGGAGAGGGCCUUCUGUGUUACCCAGUCCAACUCAAAUGCUAAUCCCUUCUGGAAACACCCUUACAGAUUCACGCAGAAUUUAUGUUUAA
Molecule: messenger RNA, 1872 nt
Organism: Odobenus rosmarus divergens (Pacific walrus)
Lineage: Eukaryota; Metazoa; Chordata; Mammalia; Carnivora; Odobenidae
Product: EGF-like module-containing mucin-like hormone receptor-like 2-like
Exons: 12
Coding region: 1-1872 (623 amino acids)
Biological process (GO): adenylate cyclase-activating G protein-coupled receptor signaling pathway; cell surface receptor signaling pathway
Cellular component (GO): membrane
Molecular function (GO): G protein-coupled receptor activity; calcium ion binding
Source: RefSeq, a predicted model, not a curated record